CAAAUGUUUUAUUUACAGCAUCUGACAUAGAUUGAAUGUGUUGAGUUCACACACCCAAAACAUGUUGCCAAAGUUUUUGCUACGACUUUUUUGUUCGCAUUUAUUACGCAAUAAAAUUGAGUUAACCAAACUCACAGAUAUACACACAAACAUGCACACAGCAUGCCAGUAGUCACAAUUUAUAUUAAUCGAAAUGAACAGUAUCGACCAUUUCAACUAACCUACGCUAAUUGCAUUGUAUGUCUAUCUCUUUUUCGUUACGAACGGUUCUGCGACACACCGACUCCCAAUACAUUUGUACGGCGUGCGACUUACGUUGAGUUUUUAUAAAUUUAGUGGAAUUGAUGCAGAGAAUUUCAGUUUUAAAUUGAAUACCGCACACAGUUGUUCGUCGCUGUUCGUCGAAGCAAUACAUUUCACUUGAAAAUCUGUUAAUAAAUUUAAACAAGCAAAAAUGCCAAUCGAAUUAAACACACCCGAUGCUCUUGAAUACCAUUUCUACCAAUUCCGUAAUGGUAUGUGCCAGUUCAGAGUUCGUGCACCGAACGAUGCUCACUUGGCUUUAACCGGUGAACCAAAUGAAACACAUCCAAUCGCUGAAGUGUUCAUUGGAGGAUGGCAAAAUUCCAAGUCGGUCAUUCGUUACAACCAAACCAAGCCGGAAGUUGCUGAGGCGAAUACGCCACAAAUUUUAAGUCCAAACGAAUUCCGUGGAUUUUGGAUUCGUGUCAUCGAUAACGUCAUAACUGUCGGACGUGAAGGUGAAGCUGCUCCAUUUCUUUCUUGGCACAACCCACAACCAUUCCUCGUGAAUUACGUUGGCGUCUGCACUGGUUGGGGAGCAUCUGGAUCAUGGAUUAUUGAUGAUCCACAACCAGACUAUGGAUGGCAGGGAUCGCAGGGAACACAAGGUAUAAGUUCACAAUUGCGCAGCGACUUUGCAGGCCAAGGUGGUGGAUCACCAUGCUGGGUACCAGCAUCAAAUGGAGAGGUACCCCCAGACGCCGUUGAAGGUGGAACUGAUGGUGAACCACAAUUCGUAGCUCGUGCUCGUCACGAAGGUGAUUUGAUCCCAGGAAAAUUAGUUCCAUCUCACAAUGUGACUUACGUCUCUUUUGGUGGUGGUGAACAUCCACACAGCGACUAUGAAGUUUUAGUUGGCUGUCGUCCACACUGGAUCCAAGUCGAAGGAGAUAAAAUUCCACCAAAUGCCGUUCCAGCUGGAGAAACUGCUCAAGGUGAACCAUUGUUCAUUGGUCGUGUGCAUCACGAAGGAGCCGUUACAAUCGGAAAAGUUCAACCGAGUCAUGGCGCGUGCUACAUUCCUUACGGUGGACAGGAAUUGGCUUUCCAAGCCUAUGAAAUUUUAACCUGCUAAAUGUGGACUUGUGCAAUCUAAAGAAAAAAAAUAAUAUUUUGGGCUUCUUAAACUAUCUCCAUUUACAUGCAAUUAAAGUAAACACUUAUCUAUUGCUUAAGUUGAAUUUAUUUAAAUAAUAAUCAUUAAAUUGUCUAUUCACUUUGAUUUGUUCAUUGAAAAUCUCUAUAUAUGUAUAAAUAUAUAAAAAGAGAA
Messenger RNA from Sitodiplosis mosellana (orange wheat blossom midge), 1573 nucleotides. RefSeq lists its product as uncharacterized. The record is from RefSeq and is a predicted model, not a curated record. Bases 455 to 1378 code for a protein of 307 amino acids. The transcript has 5 exons. NCBI's taxonomy places the organism in Eukaryota, Metazoa, Arthropoda, Insecta, Diptera, Cecidomyiidae.